UGCGCUGAGUUCAAGGCCCGCUCAGCGUGUGCACUCGGUCAGUGAAGCUGUUGUUGGUAAACACCUGACAGAACAUGCGGCUCACACAUGGACGGAUAGUAACUGCUCUGUGCUUCCCUCCAGCAGGGGCAGAAGAGGAGCUGCAGGUGAUUCAGCCUGAUAAGUCUGUGUCCAUCGCAGCCGGUGAGACGGCCACUCUGAGCUGCACUGUGACCUCCCUCCCUGUGGGGCCCAUGUGGUUCAGGGGGACAGGGCCAGGCCGGGAGCUCAUCUACAAUUUCAGAGAAGGCAGCCUCUCUCAACGAGUAACAGCUGUCGCAGACACCACGAGGAGAGACAACAUGGACUUUUCCAUCCGCAUCAGUAACAUCACCCCAGCAGACACAGGGAUGUACUACUGUGUGAAGUUCCAGAGAGGAAGCCCUGACACGGAGCUCAGGUCUGGAGCAGGCACUCAGCUCACCGUGAGUGCCAAACCCUCUCUCCCUGUGGUAUCGGGUCCUACGGGGCGGUCCACACCUGGGCAGACAGUGAGCUUCACCUGUGAGUCCCAUGGCUUCUCCCCCAAAAAGAUCACCCUAAAAUGGUUCAAAGAUGGGAAUGAGCUCCCAGCCUCCCAGACCACCGUGGACCCCGAGGGAGACAGCCCUUCCUACAGCAUCUCCAGCACAGCCAAGGUGGUGCUGGCCCCGGGGGAUGUUCGCUCCCAGGUCAUCUGCCAGGUGGCCCACGACACCCUAAAGGGAGACACUACUCUUCGUGGGACCGCCAACUUGUCUGAGACCAUCCGAGUUCCUCCCACCUUGAAGGUCACACAGCACACUGUGUCAGGGAACCAGGAGAAUGUCACCUGCCUGGUGAAGAACUUCUACCCCCAGCACCUCCAGCUGACCUGGUUGGAGAAUGGAAACAAGUCCCGAACAGAAACGGCCUCGACCCGCGUGGAGAACAAGGACGGGACCUUCAGCUGGAGCAGCUGGCUCCUGGUGAACCUGUCUGCCCACAGGGAGGAUGUGAUGCUCACCUGUCUGGUGGAGCACGACGGGCAGCCGGCGGUCACCACUAACCUCACGGUCAAGGCCUCUGCUCAUCAGAAGGACCAGAACACAGGUGGACCCUCUGAUGAUCCCAAGAAUAGUAUCUUCAUUGUGGUGGGCGUGGUGUGUGCCUUGCUGGUGGCCCUGCUGAUCGCAGCCCUCUAUCUCCUGCGCGUCCGACAGAAGAAAGCCAAGGGCUCCACUUCUUCUACAAGGUUGCAUGAGCCUGAGAAGAACGCCAGAGAAAUAACCCAGGUCCAGGACAACAACGACAUCACAUAUGCAGACCUGAACCUGCCCAAGAGGAAGAAGUCUGCCCCCCGGGCUGCUGAGUCCAACAACCACACGGAAUACGCCAGCAUCCAGGCCGUCCGGCCGCCCGCGCCUGAAGACACCCUUACCUAUGCCGACCUGGAUAUGGUCCACCUCAACCGGGCCCCCAAGCAGCCAGCCCCAAAGCCCGAGCCAUCUCACUCGGAGUAUGCCAGCGUUCAGGUCCAGAGGAAGUGAACAGGGCCUAGGUCGUCUCUGGGUCUGUGCCCAUGAGCCUGCCUGUCCCCCGUGGGACGGGCAGCUCAGUUCCCGGAGGGCCAGGGUGGCGCAGGUCUUGGGACCCAAGGAUGAGGCUGGAUCUUGGCUCCCCGACCCGCUUGGCUCUCCAGCAUUUCCAGGGUGGCCACAGCCUCCCACAUUGUCACAUGGAAGCUAAUGCUGCCAGACCGGCCAGGGAACCCACCUGGGACCUGGCCAGAGCUGCCAGGGGUCCAAGAACUCUCAUGCGUCUCUCCAUCAACCAUGGGUCUUGACGACUCUUGACAGCCUCCUUGAUCUUCCAAGGUGAGGAGGGAGAAAAUCCCCACCUGCUCCUCCCACCACCACCACCACCACCACCAUCCAACGGGAGCUCUGGGAAAAGUUCUGCUUAGAUUAAACUGCCCCAUCCAUGGAGAAGCUUAAACAAAACAAAAUAAAAAAAAGCGCUGGGACUGCAUCCUGAGAGUCAGUGAGGCUGCUGCCAACAGCCCUGGCCUCCCGCAUCCCUGGACUGACAAGUCACAAGCCCUGGGGAGGAGAGAACCCUCCAGGGAGUCCUCCACCACCGAGGACUGAGUGCCGGACCCCCCUCCUCGUGCCCUCCGAGACUCCUCGAGGGCCCAGCAUCCUGACGUGACACUCCAUGUGGACCCGCCUCGCCUUUCCAGACCUGAGCUUGCUUCCUCCAGCUAGCACUAACUCAGCAACAUCUCGCUGUGGACGCCUGUAAAUUAUUGAUACAUGUGAAACGUGCAAUCUUGAAACUGAGGUGUAAGAAAAUUUGAUCUGUGGUGUUUUGUUUGUUUUUUUCUUAAAACAACGGCAGCAUUAUCUUGGCUCUUUGUCAUGUGUUGAAGUCCAUGGUCGGGUCUUGUGCCGUCUAAGGUUUAGCAGUUGGUUCCCUGGAGGGAAGAUGCUACAGCAGAAAGCGAGGUCCUCAUGUCCCAGAGCUCUGAGGAUAGGGACGAAGACUCCAGCUCGGCUGCUCCGUGGAGAUGCUCAGCCUUCUCUCCAGGACGAAAUUGGCCACGUUCUCGGGCGAGCCACGUGGCUGGUACUACUGCCUUCCUGCCCCCGCGUGGUAAGUCUGAACCUGCCAGUGCUUCUCCAGGCUGCCUCCUCGCCCUGCGGUCUUGUCGAGACCAAAUGCCUCAGUCUGCUCUCUUGGAAAGAGGGGAACCAUUCCUCAUUAGCACUUUAGGGCCACGCAGGGUAGGAAGCUGUGCCUGGCUUUCCCCCCACACACCCUUUUAGUGACCUUCCUUCACUCCAGCUCUCUGAUUUCUGCUCUCAAACCCUGUGGGAUCAAACUGGAAUAAAUCCAAGGCCGGCAGCUGGGCAGCUGUGAGGCCAGGAUUGACCCCUUUCUGUCCCUCUGUCUCAGGAGGUUGGGCAGAAGCUGUGACCCAUGGUCCUCUGACCCCCACCCUUCCAAGGCAGUGUGGGGGCCUGGCUGGCCCGGGGCCAGCAGCAGCUGCACACUGUUUGGUUGUCACAUGUAGCUGAUCCGCUCUUAGCGCUGAGACACUCGUCUUCCCCGCCCCCGCCCCGGGCCAGAGGUUGGGUGCCCGAGGGAUUGCUGCUCAGGCCACCAGAGCAAGAGAGAAACUGACCCCUCCUGCCUGGCAGCAUGGCCUACAGGUGGACCCGGCUCUCGGGGACGGUGACGGGGUGUUUUACAUGACGGCAUCCAGGAGUGAGCUGAGCCAACAGGCCAUGUGGGCAGCUUUGGCUCAACGAGCUGGAGUUUUUCUGUGGCAUCUGGGAGCACAGUAGCUCAGCCACCUGGCUCAGACCAUUUCCAAAUUCCAAAAGGUUGGCUUGUCAACCUGUGUCUCCCCGUCUUCUGCCCGGAGAGAACGCACACACACGCGCACACACUCACACAGAAUCUUGAAAGGAUGUUUUCUUGGUGCCAUUUUAAUUUAAUUUUAUUUUGACGUUCGGAAGGGGAGUAAGGGAGUGAGUCCAAGGAAGCCGUGUAGUUUGAGCUGCAGACCGGCAGCCUGGAGAUUCUGAUACCUUGUGUAUCGAACCCCAGGAAAAGGAAGAGGUCGGAGCGACAGUGCGGAAGGAGCGUGGUUUCGGGUUUAUUUUAAGACUGCUGGGAAGGAAACAGGCCCCAUUUUGUAUAUAGUUGCAACUUAAACUUUUUGGCUUGCAAAAUAUUUUUGUAAUAAAGAUUUCUG
This is a messenger RNA of Molossus molossus (Pallas's mastiff bat), 3760 nucleotides long. It is a transcript of the gene SIRPA, whose product is annotated as signal regulatory protein alpha. Gene Ontology annotation, biological process: positive regulation of phagocytosis; positive regulation of T cell activation. NCBI's taxonomy places the organism in Eukaryota, Metazoa, Chordata, Mammalia, Chiroptera, Molossidae. The record is from RefSeq and is a predicted model, not a curated record. Gene Ontology annotation, cellular component: plasma membrane.